UUCAGCGGGGCACAGGAUUGCAGUUGGCUCAAAGAUUCUAACUCCAGCGUGAAUCCAUGAGUUGCUCCUUGUCAGUUUAGCAUGAUUCUGUAAUCAUGUAGUUGGCUCCAUGGCUCUGAAGGUUGCAUCCUGCAUAUGGUUUUCAAGACUGCGCCUGUUGUCGAGCAGGCUAACAUACUGCUCUUUCUCAGAUGUGCCUGCUUCUCGUGAUUCUGGGGGUACAGCGGGGUCCACUGAGUUCGAAUCUGCAAUCCGGUCGCUCAAGAACAAUCUCCAGCCAGAGAUACUGACCCGCUUUCUUGAUUCUACUUCAGAUUUGAACUUGUCCCUUCGGAUAUUUAAAUGGGCAUCGAGUCAGAGGAUGUUUGCUCAUACGGUUGACACAUAUGCCUGCAUGAUCUCCAAGCUCGGUGGUGUUGGGAAUUGUGAUGAGAUGGACAGCCUCCUAAAGGAGAUGGUUAAAUUGAAUGCUCCUGUAUUGGACAAAAUCUUGAACGAUCUAGUUCAGUUCCUGAGCAAUAAGAACCGGUUCGAUGAAGCCUUGCUGGUGAUUCAGAAUGCUUGCUCUGGGAAGCUCAAGAUGUCAGUGUCAUCUUGCAAUGCUGUGCUAUGUGGUUUGGUCAAGGAAGGGAGGGGUUUGCGGCCAUUCAUCCGCGCGUACAUGGAGAUUGUGAAGGCGGGAGUCCUUCCUGAUGUGGAAACCUUGAAUUGGUUAAUUGAGGCAUUGUGUGAAGCUGGCAAAUUAGAUCUGGCACUGAUUCAGUUUGACAGGAUGAGCAAGAAAAGGUGUACUCCUAAUAGCCAUACUUUCAAGAUACUCAUAAAAGCACUUUGUUCUCAUGGCAGAUCAGGUGAAUCAAUAGAACUCUUUGAGAAGAUGGUGCAGCUGAGAUGCAUCCCUGAUGGCUGCUUUUAUGUUCAAGUGCUGCCCCUAUUCUGUAAAUUCAAUAAACCCAAGGAGGCAAGUAAAUUGCACCAAAUGAUGAAACAAGAUAGCCUUCAGUUGGACCCACAUUUGUAUAGUGCCUUGAUAAAAUGUUUGUGUGAAAACCAACUAUUGGAUGAUGCCGUCACAACAUUUAAAGAAAUGACAGCGUCAGGUCAAGCACCAUUGACAGAUACGUAUGUGAAUGUUGUAGAUUGCUACUGUACAUUAUCCCAGUUCCACAAAGCUGUGAGUUUUCUCGAGGAAAAUGAUGUCGCAGAAACAGAGCCAUAUAAUGUACUGUUGAGAGGGUUAUGUGUAACAGGUUCUCUGAGAGAUUUAGUGAGCUAUUUUGAGAAAUUUCGUACAAGGGGGCUGGUUGAUCGUCGCUCAUGGAACAUAGUUAUCGCUCAGUUCUGCAAUGAAGGGAACAUUAGAAGAGCAUUGGAGCUUAUUGGUAGAAUGACAGUUUCUUCUUUUACAGCUGACGAGAGUACUUAUUCUUCUGCUGUAUCUUGUUACUGUCGGUUAGGGUUUUACAGAACAGCCCUCGAUCUGUUCAGAAGGGCCAGUGUUAGCAAUCUGGUACUUAAUUCAGAAUCUUUCUCGCAGCUGAUAGAAGGCUUGUGCCACAUGGAGCGGAUCCAAGAAGCUGCCGAAGUUUUUAAAUAUCACUGCAAAAGAGGUUGCAGCCUUACCAGCAAGGCACUUGAUAUACUAAUCGAAGGGAGUUGUAUGGCUGGAAUGAUACGUGACGCAAUCAGAAUGCGUUCACUAGCUGUUUGCACUGGCACUUCUUGCACAUUGUCAACUUAUAACACAAUUAUCCAUGCACUACUGCAUUUGAAGAAGGAAAAGGAUCUGUUGCUUCUCCUUGCACAGAUGCUGAUGGAAGGUUGUCUAUUGGACAGCUACACAUACAAUGUUCUUGUGCGUUGUUUCCUCACCAAGGAGACAAUUCUUGAGGCUGCUCUGUUAUUCAACAAAAUGGUGAAUAAUGGCUUUGUUCCUGACCAAGAGACGUUUGAACUACUAGUCUGUGAUAUGGCUGUGUUUUCGUUACUAAGCAGGGUUUCAGAAAGUUUACUGAAAGUGGUAAGUAUAGAUGGAAUGGCGAGCCCUAGAAUUUCUAACAUUAUCAUUUAUGGCCUUAUCAAAGAAGGCUUCAAGAGUGAGGCGUGUAAGUUUCUGGAUCAAAUGCUAGACAAGGGAUGGGUACCUGAUUCGAAGACACAUCGUGUGUUAGUUGGCACCAUUGAUGGAGAGGAGGCUAGAGAAGUCGACAAUGCCUUCCAAACAGCUGAUGAUGACACUGUGAGCAACAUACUGUUAGAGGGGCUAGAAUGAGAGUCUGGAACCAAAAACUAUUUCUCCAUAUUAUGUGCAGUAUAACAGGCAAGGGAGAGCCUUCUCAAGUUUUCAGGCGGUUACAAAUAUGUGUUGAGAUUAAAUGUUGGAUGCUCAAUUAGCUUCAGCUCCGACACCAAGGUUGUUGAAACUAGGAAGAUGGGCAGCUCGCGAGAUGCGGAUGAACAAGUGGCAACCAUCCUCAUCCGCUCUCUUGCAGCAAACACAAAGAGUCUCACACUGAGUGCCCUUUCGCCUGAUGCUCAUCUUGAAUGGCAGACUAUUACGAGCCAUUCUCCACAUGAGUUGCUGUACCUUUGGCUGACAAUGUACCUCCCAUAUUUUCUUCCAUUCGACCUCUGGCUGUCUUGGUUCAGACGUGGCUGGCGACUUCACAUUAUCUCUGUCGUCAAUGACAUAAACCUGGUACGCCGAUUUCAGAGAGAAACGGCCUUUACCAUCAUAAUGCCAAGUUGGGUAAUCCUCAAAUUCUUCCCUGAUGGGCAUGGCCAAGAUAAUUUUUGCAUCAACCUCCCUGGUACGUCGCCUUCCUCCUGCUACUGAACAGUGCGUUCAAGGCGGUUAUCGGGCCGGUGUGGACCUGCACAUUUUGGAAGGCUAUGUGGCGCACUGUCGUUAAAGGAUGGCGUCUCAAGCAGCAGUAUCCAUUCGCCCGUGGCAGUAAAUUACGUGGCGGCUGGUGUUUUCUUCGUACUCUCGGUCAUGACCGUACUAGCCACGACAGAUGCGAGCCAUCAUCCUGGGGCACUUGCGCCUGCGCCUUCGUCUGGCCUCUCCUAGGAGCAGCAUCCAAAUUGGAACUACUCUGAGGUGCUAAGAUAAGACUAUUGUACAUGCUCUAAAAUACUCCCUCCAUUUCUAAGUAUAAAUCUUUUAAGAGAUUUCACUAGGGGUCUAUAAACAAAGUAAAAUGAGUAAAUCUACACUCUAAAAUAUGUCUAUAUACAUCCUUGUCAAAGUCUUGUCAGAUGUAAUUCAGCUUUAGAAGCAAACCAGAGCACUCCUGCACGACAACCUCAACGAAAUUCCCCCUUC
This is a messenger RNA of Hordeum vulgare subsp. vulgare (domesticated barley), 3328 nucleotides long. Its product is annotated as pentatricopeptide repeat-containing protein At5g64320, mitochondrial-like. The record is from RefSeq and is a predicted model, not a curated record. Gene Ontology annotation, molecular function: protein binding. The coding region runs from base 110 to 2272 and encodes 720 amino acids. The transcript has 2 exons. Lineage: Eukaryota; Viridiplantae; Streptophyta; Magnoliopsida; Poales; Poaceae.